AUGGAGCUAACUAUUCUUCUUUGUGCUCUAUUUCUAGUUUUGCCUUUACUUGUUACUAAAUGGUACAAAGAGUGUAAUAGUAAGAAAAAAUUACCUCCAGGCCCUUGGAAACUCCCAUUCAUUGGAAACUUACACCAUCUUGUUGAUUGGCAAUCAUCUGAGUUACUACCUCAUCGCACUCUUGCUAAAUUAGCCUCAAAACAUGGAGAUUUAAUGCACAUGAAACUCGGCGAACGCGAAGCCAUUGUUGUAUCCUCACCUCAAAUGGUUAGAGAAGUGAUGAGAAAACAUGAUCUCAACUUCUCUAAUCGACCAACGCUUUUGGUUGGAACAGAGAUGUUUUAUGACCAUGCGGAUAUGGGAUUUUGUAACUACGGUGAUUUCUGGAGACAAAUGCGUAAAAUUUGUAUUCAGGAAUUACUUAGUCAUAAAAAUAUUCAGUCAUUUUAUCCCAAUAUGCUCAAUGAGGUAGCUAAUCUUGUUAGAUCUAUUAAAAGUUCUGCUUCUGAGGGUGGAAGUUCAAUCAACAUGACGGAAACGUUGUCUUUGUACACGAAUUCGAUCAUUUGCAAAGCAAGUGUAGGCAGGGCUUGUAAAAAUCAGGGGUCUUUGAUUGAAAUCAUGAGAACAGUGGCUGCUUCAGCUGGAGUGUUUGAUCUCGCGGAUCUUUUUCCAUCGAUGAAGAUGAUUCAUUUCAUUAGUGGAUUAAAAUACAAAUUGCGGAAAAUGCAUGAUGAGGUUGAUGUUCUUUUAGAAGAAAUUAUCAAUGAACAUGAAUUCCAAAAUAGUGAGACCUCAGAAGAAGAUAUAGUUGAUGUUCUAUUAAGGCUUCAAAAGAGCAAAGAUUUUUCAAUUCCUAUCACAAGGGAUAAUAUCAAGGCUAUAAUCAUUGUAAUAUUUUCAAGAUCAUCUUCCACUUCUGGCCAUGCAAAUAGAUUUGGUGAAGGAAUCAAUGUGAAAUUUUCUUUCUCGACCACAAUCAUGGAGUUCUUCUUCUCCUCCAUUACCCUACGAAAACCCGAACUUUCAACACGCAGCCAAGGACCAAAUUUUACAUUCCCAGAUGGGAAUUUACAUGUGUUUUGAUGAUUUCCAAUACGACCACAUUUGUAACAAAACAAUCCCAAAUUUUCAUAUUUGAAAGGAAUCCAAAUAUUGGGCAUCACCCAAAAUCCAGUAACCAAUGGAUUUUUAAUAUCCAAUUUGACCCGAAUCCUCAUAAACUUACCCCAAACAGUUUUGUCAACACACAAAUACUCUCCUAAAAAAUGACCAAUCAUGAAUGCAUUUUGUUGGGUGAAAGAGAAAUUUGGUAAUCCAUGGACUUGAACCCAAAAAUGUAAGUAAAAGGGUAACU
Messenger RNA from Solanum stenotomum, 1357 nucleotides. RefSeq names its product premnaspirodiene oxygenase-like. The record is from RefSeq and is a predicted model, not a curated record. Bases 1 to 1086 code for a protein of 361 amino acids. Lineage: Eukaryota; Viridiplantae; Streptophyta; Magnoliopsida; Solanales; Solanaceae. Gene Ontology annotation, molecular function: iron ion binding; monooxygenase activity; heme binding. The transcript is spliced from 2 exons.